AUGGCAGCCAUACCGAGUAGUUCGCAGACACGACCUCCGCCCGUCAACACCUUGAGUCACCGGGAUAGAGGUCUGAGGAAAGUCAUCGGCGGUUCUGCUGAGGCCUCGUCGUCCUCUUCGUUCAACGUCGCGCAUACGCUUACGGCCUGUACGCGAUGUCGGCAGAGGAAAACACGAUGCGACCCCGGCCUCCCUCGCUGCGGCCCUUGCGAGCGCACGAACUCGACCUGUGAGUACUACGAUUCGAACAAAGGCGCGAACGUCAACAGGAGCUACGUAGUAUGGCUCCAACACCGCGUGCGCGACGUGGAAGAAGAGCUGGCGCGGGUAGAGAACGAGGACAGCGCGGAAGACCCAGAGGCUAUGAUGCGCGCGGCGACAGUACGGGUGCAUGAAGCGAAAGAGUCCAAAUUCUUGGGCCCGUCGAGUGGGAUUGCGAUCACGCGGCUGGUCAUGCAGCUGGCGAAGCAGUUUACGGACUCGAGAAGUAUUAAAGAGAUCGUGCCGGAGCAUCGGGCCAGGCAGAUCAGGGAGAUAUACCACCAGGAGCAGGGCAAGCCUACGUCGAAGAUCUAUCCUCUGAUCAGCGACGUUGCGGCCGUGGACUUGCCGAAUCGUCCGUUGACAGAUCUGCUGGUGCAGUUGUAUAAGCUGAAGGUGCAGCCGAUGUAUCCAGCACUGCACGAGCCGUCACUGGACAAGGACGUGGAUGCGGUGUAUAACCUCGGAGCACAAGCGACGCCUUACCAGCAAUUCGUGGUAAGGAUGGUCAUUGCAAUCAGUCUGCAGAAGAUGGAUACGCAGUAUGCUGGGCUGGCGGACAGCUAUUAUCUCGCGGCGCUGAAGCAUUUGGAGCCCGUGGUGAAGCCGAUGGAUCUCAAGACGCUGCAGUGCUUCGCGCUGAUGGCGGAGUACUCGCUACUGACACCUACAAGGACGGCGAUAUACUACGUAGUGGGAAUUGCAGUCCGGCUGGCGCAGGCACUGGGCUUCAACGAGGAGAAGACUAUCACGAGGUGUCGAGCGGAUGGCCGAGUGGAUCAUCUGGAGAUUGACAUGCGGCGGCGGCUGUUCUGGUGUAUCAUCGUCAUGGAGUUUGGCCUUUCGCACUCUCUUGGACGACCUGCGAUGCUUGCGACGAGUCAGGAUCAUAUCGAUGUUGGGUGGUUCGAGACGUGCGACGACAAACACAUCACACCUGAAGGCGUUGAUCCUACGGCUCAAAGACCUGUGCUGAAGAAGUGGGUGGCCAUUCACUUCUUCAAGAUGCGGUUGCUACAGCUCGAAAUCCGACGGAAACUCUACCUUCGCAAACGCCCCGAGCCCAGGAGCGACAAGGACGCCUGGUUCAUCCAAAUGGACGCCAAACUCUGCGCAUGGAGGGACGCAGCACCUUCAGCAGACGAAGGCUUCGGACUGAACAAGGUAUGGUUCAUAGGAAGAUACAACACCAUGGUGGUGUUCUUGUACCGUCCGUCGCCGCAAGUCCCUCGGCCUUCACUGGACGCUGCGAUGAAAUGCUUCGAUGCUUGCGAGUACAAUAUCCACACUCAACGGGAGCAGAUUGCGAAGAAGACAAUUGACUUGACGUGGAUCUUCACGCAGUCGAUUUUCAUGGCGAUCAAUACUAUGCUCUGGUCGCUGAGCUACGAGGAGGUGCGACGGAAGCACAAGCGAGAGGCCGUGGAGAAGCAUCUCGAGGUCGCCAUGGACGCUAUCCAGCUUGCGUCUGAUCGCUGGCCUGGUGUCGCCUCUGCGGUGCAAUUGUAUCAGAACCUCAUCGCCGCCAUUAUGAAGGUCUACGACAAAGACGGAGAUGUGCCGAUAUCAGCGGCUUCUCCUUCUGAGGUCGCCAAUUCCCCUGGGGCGGUUUUCCAGGAUCCUUUCAGCAGGUCGCAAGGCACGAGUCCGGCGACGGUAGCUAGUAGUUCCGUUGCCACGCCGCCGGAUCGUCAUGCGCCGCCUUUCGGGUAUUUGCAGCAGCAGUCGAGUAGGAGGAAUGUCGAGCAGCAGCAACCGCAGAUGCAGUAUUCGAACGGGUACAACGCUGCCGCGGGUCCGUCCAACUAUGCGAGACAAACACCGCCGGUUGCAUCUUCAUCCACCUUUCAUACUGGUGCUCAGCAUGGCGGCGUGCCAGAUAUGUCUGGAUACCAACAACAGCAACAGCCCGUCCAACAACAGCCACCACAACAGCAACAGCAGAUCCCAAAGUACUACGACCCCUACAUCCAAUACAACGCCCUCCCCGCCUUCACCCCCGACCUCACCAUCCCCGGCUGGACAGCCGCCGGCCCACAACAACCGCACUUCGCCCCCGCCGGCCCUUCGAAUAACAUGCAACAAUACGCUUACCCCAACAACCCCUACGCCGUCUUCGACCCGAAUAACCCCGCCUACCCCUUCCCCGGCACGUUGGACCAAGCAGCUGGCGGUGGUGGCGGUGGUCUUGGACAGCAGCAAGAGUACUGGGGAAUGGACACGGGAGAAUUCGGCACUGGCUUGAACCAGGUGCAGCAGGAGGAGCUGAUGCACGAUCUCGAGACGGUGGGGAUGGAGGACAUUCAGAGUAUGAUCACGGCGACGGUGGCGGCUAUUACUCCUAAGGCGCCGCAGCCUCCGGGGUUUGGCUGA
Messenger RNA from Saxophila tyrrhenica, 2634 nucleotides. RefSeq lists its product as uncharacterized. Gene Ontology annotation, molecular function: sequence-specific DNA binding; DNA-binding transcription factor activity, RNA polymerase II-specific; zinc ion binding. Lineage: Eukaryota; Fungi; Ascomycota; Dothideomycetes; Mycosphaerellales; Extremaceae. The record is from RefSeq and is a predicted model, not a curated record. Bases 1 to 2634 code for a protein of 877 amino acids. The transcript has 2 exons. Gene Ontology annotation, biological process: DNA-templated transcription; positive regulation of transcription by RNA polymerase II.